AUGUCGCAACCAGCAUUUUACGUGGAGGCGGAUAUCAUGAAUAAAUUAUACUUUAACUUAAAACCUUCCGAAACCACGAAAGCGAGCAGCGCCCUGGUUGCCUGGUGUCAUAACCACAAUGGUGACUGUCAGAGUGACUCUGAAGUCCAGUGGAAAACAUUCUCUUGGGACACAGAGCCGGUUAUUGUACAGCUUGAGUUAAAUGAAAACCCACAAGACUUUUUGUAUGGUGUUAGUGCAGUGUCGGAAGAGAGAAGUAGUGGUUUAGAGUGGCAGGAAUGCGUAUAUUCCAAACACAAAGAGCCAAGUAGGGAACCUGGCAACGUGGUAAUAGCAAAUGGACCAAUGGAUAACUCGCUCUUAGUUUCCUGGGAUAAACUGAACUGUAAACCGGGCGAACCGUAUAUUGCUAUAUACAAUGUUUUGUACAUGAAUUUAGAAGACGGAUUGCAAAAAUCACAAAACACAACAGCUUUAGGAGAAGCCAGACUUCUGCUUGAAGAUCUUGUAGAGGAUCAAACUUAUGUUGUACAAGUCAGGGGAGUGACAAAAGAUGGGCGUUACGGACCAGGAAGCCAACCCUUGUCUGGAAUACCAUUACAUUACGGUUUCAGAUCAGGAACAAUAAUUGGUCUAUCACUGGGAAUUUUUGCUGCUGUUGUUACCAUGGUAGUCGCCUGCUAUUGCAUAAUAUGGUAA
Ruditapes philippinarum (Manila clam) is the source of this 699-nucleotide messenger RNA. RefSeq lists its product as uncharacterized. The coding region runs from base 1 to 699 and encodes 232 amino acids. The record is from RefSeq and is a predicted model, not a curated record. The transcript has 5 exons. Gene Ontology annotation, molecular function: protein binding. NCBI's taxonomy places the organism in Eukaryota, Metazoa, Mollusca, Bivalvia, Venerida, Veneridae.